This is a messenger RNA of Ictidomys tridecemlineatus (thirteen-lined ground squirrel), 3618 nucleotides long. RefSeq names its product transmembrane protein 177 (gene Tmem177). The record is from RefSeq and is a predicted model, not a curated record. Gene Ontology annotation, cellular component: membrane. Lineage: Eukaryota; Metazoa; Chordata; Mammalia; Rodentia; Sciuridae.
CGGUAAUGAAAAUAAAGCUAGGAGCUCGAGAGCGCUUCGGGAUGGGAAUGCCCGGGGCUGACGGAGCUGACCAUCAGGUAGGCAUGGGCCGCAGAGGAGGCUCGCACGCCGUCCAGAGUUCAACCAGAUGAUCAAAGUACCAGCACCGCUCUUUCGGCAGCCAGCAGAUCGCUCCAAAAAGUUCCAGCCGCCUUCUCCAGGAGUCCCUCUCCUAGCCCUUCGGCUGGUCCUCUCCCUCAGAUUCCAGCCAGAAAGCCCGACGCCGAAACUGGGUCCCUCAAGUCCCCGCCCCCAAAGCCUGGACACGCCCUCUGGAGUCUCCGCCCCCAGAGCUCAGACCAGCGAGUGACGCACAAGGCCCCGCCCUCUGGAGUCCCCGCCCCCAGAGUCCGGACCAACGAGCAACUCACCGGGCCCCACCCUCUGAAAACUCCGCCCCCAAAGCCCGGACCGGCGUGCUUUGCGGUCGCCCCCGCAGGGCCCCGCGCACGUGUCGCCGCGUACUGGGCAGCCGCAGAGCAGGUGAGCGCGCCGAGCCAUGCGGAAGCCAGGUUGUCAGCAGUGGGAGCACUCAUGGCUGGUCCCCUGUGGCGGGUCUCAGCCUUCAUACAGAGACACAGGACAGCCCUUUUAGUGGGUUCCUGCACAGGCCUGUUUGGAGCUCAAAUCUCGUACCACCUCUUCCCGGAUCCCGUGGUCCAGUGGCUUUACCAGUACUGGCCCCAGGGCCAACCGGCCCCACUCUCCUCAGAACUACAAAGCCUCUUCCAAGAGGUCCUGCAGGAUAUGGGCGUCCCUUCUGGCCACUGCUACAAGCCCUUCACCACCUUUACCUUCCAGCCUGUGAGUGCCGGCUUCCCAAGACUCCCUGCCGGGGCUGUCAUAGGCAUCCCUGCCAGCUUCCUUGGUGGCCCAGUAACCAACACUGAUCAUCCUGUGGUCGUACAUGGGCAAAGAGUAGACUGGCAGACCCCAGCAGGCACCCGUCUAAGAGAUGCCCUGACCCUCUCCCGUGACGCCCAGAAGUUUGCCUUGGCCAGAGAGGUGGUAUACCUGGAGACUAGUGCAGCUGCCCUGCAGGCCCUGCCAGCCCCAGCUUGCCUGGCAGGAACCUGGGCACUGAGUGUGGGUGCCAAGCAUGCACUAGGACUCUAUGGAGGCCCCAUGAACAUACGAGCUGCCUUCAACUUGGUGGCAGCAGUGGCAGGCUUCGUGGCCUAUGCCUUCUCCGCAGACUCUCUUACUCAUGCCCUGGAAGGUUGGCUGGACCGCCGCACCGCCUCCCUGUCUACAGCCUACGCCCGAGGUGGAGUGGAAUUCUAUGAGAAGGUUCUGUCAGGCAACCUGGCCCUGCGCAGUCUCUUGGGCAGACGCGGGGAGAAGCUGUAUACACCCAGUGGGAACAUUGUCCCCAGACACUGGUUCCGCAUCAAGCAUUUACCCUACACAACCCGCCUGGACUCUGUACUGCAGAUAUGGAGGGUAGCACCCAACCCAGGCCGCUCCUGAGGUGCUCAUCACCAGGACAGUUCCAAUUCAUGCAAAUACCACUCUGGCAUUGUCUGGGGGAAUCCCUUGGGACCUCUGGACCCACACACCACAGUCAGAAAAAUUAUAGGCUUUGGAGUUAAAUAUCCUAGAUUCUGUCUUCUCCUACCACUUAUGAACUCAGGGACCUUGGGCAAGCCCCCUUUAUGAAUCUGAGCCUUAGUUUUCUCAACUAUAAUGUGGAGAGGAUAUAAACUACCUCACAGGAUUAUAGAGUUAUGUGAAAUCAUGAAUAAGAGGACCUGGCAGAAAGAGUACCAUGAAUAAACAGAAUAUUGCUCCUCCUUUAUCUUUGAAUUCCGUUGGUUGUAGGAGUCAGGCCACAUCUUCCCAACUAGAGGUGCUGGUAAUAGUCAACCCUUUCCUACAGUGAAGAACCCUCCUCUGUCUGCCCAGUGGUCAAAUUCUAGUCUUUCUCCAUUGAGGUAGAGGUUAAAAGAUUUAAAAGGCUAGGGGCUGAAGUUGUGGCUCAGUGGCCGAAUACUUGCCUCGCAUGUCUGAGGCACUGGGUUCUCAACACCACAUAUAAAUAAAUAAAUAAAUAAAUAAAGGUCCAUCAAGAACUAAACAUAUAUAUAUUUUUUUAAAAAAAGAUUUAAGAGGCUAAAAUGUGAAUUUGGUGGGGCUUUUAGAGUGGUGUGCCAAUAAAGUCCUAUGGAUGCAAAUGGUACACCCAGAGAAGGGAAACCAGGGAAGUGAUGGGGCACCAGGAAAGGCACCUGACCAGAAGAGGAAGGGAGGUGUUCCUGGAACACAGCAGAAGCUCUGCCUAAAGAUGGAGGAAAGAACAAACCAUUGCAAAUCUGAGGCUCUGCUGGGGAGUUCAAAGCAGUCAGCCUCCUGGGGUACAGAGCAUGAUCAGGGCUUGGAGAGCAGAGGGCGUUAAGUGGUGCAGCUUUGCUUGGUGAGGACACUGGGGACAACAGAGGGUGGAGGUAGGCAGUGAACCAGGCACAUGUCAUAGGAUCCAUGGGGACUGUAUCCUUGUUCCCCAUGAGCCCUCUGGUGGUACAGAAAGCAGCCCCUCGGCUUUGAUCUUUGGACAAGAGACCUCCAUCCAACAGGGCAAAGUGAGGAGAGCUAAAACCAGGACUAAUUUGGCCAUUCAUGUCAUCCUUACAUUGGAAAUAAUGUUUUUUCUGGAAGAGUUUUGAAGAAUUCAGACAUGGUGCCAGUAAAAUUCAGGACAAAGGGAUUAGGUCACACCCAGGGAAGGCACUGGUGGUGGCAGACAGUUCCUGGCAGGAGACCUUGCGAGAAGAGUAAGCAGGGUAAGUCAUGGUAUACCUUCCUGCUAGGAUUUCAGUGUGGUCUAGAGCUCAGUGUGCUGUGCCAACCUACAAGUCCCUCCACCAGACCUGGGCUGGCUGAGAACAGGGGACCCCUGCUCAUCUCACAGAUCCCUAGCACCUAGGACAACAUAAGGCAUGGGCUUGAUAAGUACAUAGACAGAUAGAUGAGGUACAACUGGUGAAUAAGAGUCCACCCUGGCAGAUAGCACUUCACAGGGCUCCUUGGGAUGUCACCUAGCCAUAGCUGCUGCUGACAUCAAGGACCAUCAUGCCAAGGGGGUCAAAUAUGGAGUCUGAAUUUGAUGGACUCCACCUUCUCGCCACUCCCUGCCCCCACCCAUCUACUUUUAAUGUUGGCAUGAGCCCAGAUGGCAGCAUCAGGCCUUCAUGCUGAUCUGCCUAAGUGCUAUGAUUUGUCCGCCAAUGGUUGAUAUGGUAGAAGUUGCCCUGUACAGCAGUGUUAAGAAGUAGAACCUUUAAUAGGUGGGACCUAGUAAGGGAUAAUUAGGUCACUGGGGGCAUUGCCCUCAGUAAGGAUGAAUUACUGAUCUCUGGAAGUGAACUCUGGUGAGAGCAAGCUGUAGUUUAAAAAUAAUAAUAAAACUGGCCACUCCACCCACACUUCCUGUCUGGUUAUGGGAUCUUUCCUUCUUGAGUGCACUCCCACCAUUAGGAUGCCAUCUGCCAUGAGCUCCUCACCAGAGGUGAAGAGAAGUUGGUCCCAUGUUCUUGGACUUCCACGAUAUGAGCCAAAUAAACCUGUUUUCUUUAUAAAUUA